GGCGCCUGCGCACUGCGGCGCGGCCGGGAUGAUCGCGGCCGGGAGGUCCCGCCGCCGCUUCCGGUGGGCGCGGGGUCAGAAGGCAGAGCCGAGGGCCGCGGAGGGGGGAGCGGGGUCCGGGGCCAGCGGGAAGGCUGGGGUACCCGGGACAACGAUCGGGGGACGAGGUUACGGCCAUGAACACCCACCCGGCGGACACCGCGCAGCCCGAGGAGCCCCCGCUGCCCCCUGGGCCCCUUCCCACACAUGUCAGGGGUGAGCAGCACUGGGCCUGGGAGCAGCAGGGGAUAAGGGCUCUAGGCUGAGAUUCCAGCCCUGAGGCCUCCUGGCCUCCUGUAGGCAUUGGGGUAGGGAUUGUUGGGUUUCAUUAUGGCACAUAGGACAGGGGAUGCCACCAGAAUGUCCUGAUAAAGGCUGUAGGGUGCACGUGACCCCCUCAGGGUCUUCCCCAGCUCUUGCCUCCGGUGUGUGCUUCCUUUGGCAGGGAUCAGCAUGGAGCAGCAGAGUGCCCAGGAGGAGUGGGAGGCAGUGGAGGAUAUCCAGUCAGCACCGAGGUGUGCAGCACUGGGUCUCCCCAGGAUGCAGCGGCUGCUCUGGGGUCAGGCAGAACUGGUUGUGGCACUCAUUGCCCUGGAGCGGAUGCAGGGCUGACGCUGCCCUGUGCCAUUCUGCAGUGCUGCGGGGGAGAUCAGCUGGUCCUGUGCCCCUCAUAUCCUUCAAUGAAGCGCUGCAGUUCUUCCAGACCACAGACCUGUCCGAGUGCAGGAAGAAGAUCCAAGCAACAGUGCGCAGGCAGGGCCUGACUGCUCUGCUUCACUUCCUCUUUGGGCCCCCCCGGCUCCAGCAGCAGCUGCAGGGCGAGCGGGACCUGGCUCUCGCCAUUGCUCAGUGUGGCUUGGAUAAUAACCAAGCAGUGCACAUGAGAAUCCUGCAGACCAUCUACAAGAAGCUGACCUGCUCCCGGCUGGGAUGCCCACGCUACGGUGCACACUGGGAGGAGCUCGGCUUCCAAGGUGCAGAUCCAGGGACCGACCUGCGAGGGACGGGGAUGCUGGGCUUGAUGCAAAUGCUGUACUUUGUGAUGGACUCUCAGAUGCUGCCUCUAGCUCUAGAGAUCUUCAGGCUCUCCCAGCAUGAGACACAGAAUUUCCCCUUCUGCAUCAUGUCUGUGAACAUCACCCGCCUCGUGCUGCAGGCCCUGAGGGAGGAGUGUCUCUCCAGAGAGUGCAACCGCAGGCAGCAAGUCAUCGCCGUGCUGAACGACCUGUAUGCAGCGGCGUUCCUGCAGCUCUACCGAGUCUGGAAGUCACAGCACAAGACCAUCGCUGACUCUGGCUUCCUCCUGAAGGAGCUGGAGUUCUCCACCAAAAAGAACCCGAAGCAGCUCCUGAAGUCCUUGGAGACCUACGUGAGCAGAAGCCUGGUGUCCACAGCAGAUGGCAUCCGGCAAGCAUCCUCUCUGUCCAUCAGCAGCGGCCGGGCUGGUGAAGAGAUAAACUUCAUGGGCAUUUGUGACCUACAGGUUGAGCUGGAGGGAGAGGCACGGCUGGUCUGAAAUCAGCUAUGAGGGGCUCAGUGCUGUGUGGGUUUGCAGCACUUGGGCAGUGCUGGGAGGAGAGUCAGAGGCCCGGUCAGUCAGCAGAGUGCUGCAGGGCGUGCGUUUUGCAGCGGGGUGGCUGUGCCCAUCCCUGCCUCCCCCGGCGUCCCAGCUGCAGUUUGCUAACACUGCUCAGAGCUAUAGGCACAAACUGCAGCCUUUGACCCUUUUCAGGUAGAGGUAGUCAGGCUGGUGGGUCACCCAGUGUUCAUGGGAGAGUUUUCCAGCCUAGAUGGGUCCGUGAUUUGAAAUCUGGCAACGUAGGAGAAAAAAAAACCAGCUGGGUUUUGUUAGCCACCAGCCUCGUGCUGGGCUCCACGCCUGCCCUGCCGGCUCAGAUGUGCGGUGUUGUUCAUCCUUACCCUGGCACGGGCUGGAAGUGCAGGUGGGAAACUUCAGGUGGGAGCUCUCCCUGCUGCAGAGCUCACUGCUUCGGAGCACGUGGAGGGGUGUGAAACCUGGAGCUUUUCGUUAGAGCUCCUUAUUGCCCAUCUGUGGUGCUGACGGCACCAGCACAGCCCCAUGGCUGAGGUUGGGGUGGGUGGCAGCUCCUCGUUUGGGGACCCCUCCCCGGCCCCCCCAGGGAGUGGCUGUGAAUGGAUGUACCAAAAUAAGCUGUUGAAAGCAAAAAAAACACUCCUUGGCGUUCAGAGACUUCUUGGUGUAGGCUUGCUGGGGUUUUCCCUGGCUGAGCUGGGGGUGGGAGGGGAGCAGAGCAGGGGGUUGGGUCCUCGCUGUGUUUCUCCCUUUCUCACCCCACAUUUCAGCAUAGGGCUGUGCUGGAA
Messenger RNA from Gallus gallus (chicken), 2382 nucleotides. RefSeq names its product ELMO domain containing 3 (gene ELMOD3). The record is from RefSeq and is a predicted model, not a curated record. The transcript has 9 exons. The coding region runs from base 389 to 1555 and encodes 388 amino acids. Lineage: Eukaryota; Metazoa; Chordata; Aves; Galliformes; Phasianidae.